CUUGAGAAGAAGAGCGAAUAGUACCCAGGAGGCGGGCGCAGGAAAAGGGAAUUCCCAGGAAUGCCGAAGAAAUUCCAGGGUGAGAACUCCAAAUCGGCCACCGCGAGGGCCCGUAAGGCAGAGGCCAAAGCUGUCGCCGAUGCUCGCAAACAGAAGGAACUCGAGGACGCACUCUGGGAAGAUAACGACAAACAUGUCAUGAAGAAAGAGCAGAGGAGGGAUGAUAAAGAGAGGAAGCGUUUGGAGGCUCUGGAGAGGAAGAAAGAAAAGCAGAGGCUCUUAGAGGAAGAAGAUUCCCAGAUAAAGGGUAAACAGACAAAAGAAGUCCCCAGUAAAGUGACCCGUGCCCAGAUUGAGGAGAACCUUCAAAGCGUGCAAAAUGUGAAUGAAACCAAGGAAAAAGAGCAAAGCCACUUGGAGAUGCCACUUGAGGAGAAUGUCAAUCGGAUAGUUCUGGAAGAAGGCUCGGUGGAGGCCCGGACCAUUGAGGAUGCCAUUGCAGUUCUCGGCAUUAAGGAAGACCUGGACCGGCACCCUGAGCGACGUAUGAAAGCCGCCUUUGCUGCAUUCGAGGAAGCAAACAUGCCACGCCUUAAAAUGGAGAACCCCAAUAUGCGUCUCUCUCAGCUAAAACAGCAGCUCAAGAAAGAGUGGACAAAGUCCCCUGAAAACCCCCUCAACCAACGUGUGGCCACCUACAACUCCAAGUAAACCAACCUCACAGCACUUAAAGACUGGCCUCGAUGCAGUUCCUAACGAAUACAAAAAAGCACCCAGAUAAAAUUUGGACAUACAAAUAAAGCGAGAGCUGGAAAAAGUAGCAUGCACAACUUUUGUUAGAUUCAUAAGAAUCAAAUUUAUACAUGAACUGUUGAUCCAUCCACAUGAACUCAUCAACAAACUUUUAUUCAACUAAGUAUGCAAUAAAUAUGUGAUUUUUUUUUUUUUUGUUUCUAAUUUGCUCAUCUGCUAGACCAUGGCCCUUUGAAAGCUGCAGAGAAAGUUUCUAGUUUGGCUUGGAUUGAACAAAAGAGUAUUAUAUGACAGCACAGGUUUCCUCCACAUCACAUGUUUUACUGCUGCGUUGAACUCAUUUAUUUAUGUAAAAAUAUGCAGAACAUGUAAUGGAGUGGUCAACCUGAAGAAAGUGUUGUUGUUUUUCAUUUAGUCUAUGCAUGGUGAUCGUCAGGGUUCAGCUUGGUUUGAUAAUUAUGGAGAAGAGAAAAAUUAUCUGGAAAAAAUGCCUUUAAGAUUAUGAUAGCAAUGUUUUUGCAUUGAUCAUAUAUACUUUUGUUUUGAAAUUGUACUUUGGACUUGUAUGGACAAAGUUUCCCAAAGGUAAGAUGUUGGAUUCCAAUUCACAUGUGUAGCGUUAACUGGAUACUGCAGCUCAACACAGAUGCCAAGCAGUACUAACACAUUGUGGGUUUGCUUAGCAUCUGUUGAGGAAAACAAACACACACUCUGUGGCUCUUGGAAAAAAUUCAAUAAAAGGAAGGAUGAA
Molecule: messenger RNA, 1504 nt
Organism: Xyrauchen texanus (razorback sucker)
Lineage: Eukaryota; Metazoa; Chordata; Actinopteri; Cypriniformes; Catostomidae
Product: coiled-coil domain-containing protein 124
Exons: 5
Coding region: 61-711 (216 amino acids)
Biological process (GO): transcription by RNA polymerase II
Cellular component (GO): nucleus
Molecular function (GO): transcription coactivator activity
Source: RefSeq, a predicted model, not a curated record